AUGAUGUUCAACACUGUCAUCGCUGUCUUUAGCGCUUUAUUCGCUGUCAACGUCAUGGCUACUCCUGUUGAAAACCAUCUCGAUGCUCGAGCUGAGUCUCAUAAUGUCAAACUCGUCAACAAUUGCGGUAGCGGUAAAGCUGUCUUUUUGUACCAAGGCAACUCCACUCCCCAAGGUUCUACUACCAUCAGUGGUCCACUCAAUGGAGGUGUAGCUUGGGUAGAUGGUUUCUCCGGUGCUAACUGCUUAAGCUCUGGAGUCAACUGUGGAAUUGUUGAAUUCACUUUAACCAAUUCUCAAGGUCAAGGUAAACAGAACGCUGCGGAUUAUUCUCUUUUGGAUGGCCCAGGUCUCGGUAAUCACAAAUACCAUUACAAGAUGAACUUCGGGUUCACUGGAAGUUGCACCAAGGCCCCUGGAGCCUGCACUGGCAAUUCCGCCUCUCAAUGUCCUGGUGCAUAUCUCGGUUCAGCUACCGAAGGCGGUGCUCCGACUCAAUGUCUUUCUGACAACACCGGUAUCACUAUCACCUUCUGUUAG
Messenger RNA from Kwoniella shivajii, 540 nucleotides. RefSeq lists its product as uncharacterized. The record is from RefSeq and is a predicted model, not a curated record. Bases 1 to 540 code for a protein of 179 amino acids. The transcript has 4 exons. NCBI's taxonomy places the organism in Eukaryota, Fungi, Basidiomycota, Tremellomycetes, Tremellales, Cryptococcaceae.